This is a messenger RNA of Eutrema salsugineum, 1497 nucleotides long. RefSeq names its product probable 2-oxoglutarate-dependent dioxygenase At3g111800. NCBI's taxonomy places the organism in Eukaryota, Viridiplantae, Streptophyta, Magnoliopsida, Brassicales, Brassicaceae. The record is from RefSeq and is a predicted model, not a curated record. The coding region runs from base 31 to 1263 and encodes 410 amino acids. The transcript is spliced from 5 exons.
GAGCAAGUUUAAUAAGCCAAAACAGAAAACAUGAACCACCAAGAUGAGAUCAAGAACAAUAACAAAAUCACGACCGAGGCCGAGACGACGGACAAGAUCGAGAUCAAAUUUGAGAACAAGAACGGCCUCAACAACCAAAAACAAGAAGUCAAGAUAGACAACAUGAGCGACCAAGACAAGAACAAGAACGGCCUCGGCGAAAAGUGGCCAGAACCAAUCGUCCGAGUUCAGUCCCUAGCCGAGAGUAAUCUCACCACCUUCCCCGACCGUUACAUUAAGCCGCCGUCUCAACGCCCUCAAAUCACCACUAUCAACCACCAACCGGAAGCUGCCGCCAUAAAUAUCCCGAUCAUAGACCUAGAGAGCCUCUUCUCCGGUAACAAAGACGUCAAGGAGAGGAUGUCGGAGGCAUGCCGUAAGUUUGGGUUCUUCCAGGUGAUCAACCAUGAGGUGAGGCCGGAGCUGAUGGAUGCGGCUAGAGAAGCUUGGAAAAGUUUCUUCAAUUUACCAGUCGAAGCCAAAGAAGUUUACUCAAACUCGCCAUUGACCUAUGAAGGAUACGGAAGCAGAUUGGGUGUGGAAAAAGGAGCAAUUCUUGAUUGGAAUGAUUAUUAUUUUCUCCAUUUUCUUCCUCUUCUCUUGAAAGAUCACAACAAAUGGCCUUCUUUACCUUCCAACAUUAGAGAAGUGAUGGAUGAGUAUGGUAAGGAACUAGUGAAGCUGGGCGAGAGACUAAUGAGGAUAUUAUCGUCAAAUUUGGGACUAAAAGAAGAACAACUUCAAGAAGCAUUUGGUGGACAAGACGUAGGCGCAUGUAUGAGGAUUAAUUAUUACCCGAAAUGCCCUCGACCGGAGCUUGCCCUCGGCCUCUCCCCUCAUUCCGAUCCCGGCGGCAUUACCAUCCUCUUGCCGGACGAUCAAGUCGUUGGUCUUCAAGUCCGUCACAGCGACACGUGGAUCACCGUCAAUCCUCUCCCCCACGCUUUUAUCGUCAAUCUCGGCGAUCAAAUUCAGAUACUAAGCAAUUCGAUAUACAAGAGUUCGGAACAUCGAGUGAUAGUGAAUUCGCAGAAAGAAAGGGUUUCACUUGCCUUCUUCUAUAACCCUAAGAGUGACAUUCCGAUCCAACCACUGCAACAACUUGUAACCUCUAAUAAUCCUCCUUUAUAUCCUCCUAUGACCUUUGAUCAAUAUAGACUCUUCAUUCGAACUCAAGGUCCACGUGGAAAAUCCUACGUUGAGUCUCUUAUAUCCCCUCGUUAAUUCAUAUACUUCACAAAAUGUCCGAUAAAAGAGACGAACUGGUGGUGAGGACAUCGAAGCUAGGGAACAUCAAAAAGAUACCAAAAGAUUCUAAUGAUCGACGAAGAUAUAUAUUGGAGAACAAAAUGAAUCAAUGCAUUACCGAGAAUACUAUCAUAGCAUUUAUGCAAUUUAGAUAUUUUGUGGUUCCUAUAUAUUUACAGUAACUCUAUUGUAUAAUAAUAUAUAUAAACU